AUGGCGACCGCCAUCCCUUCCAUAGCAUGCAUAGGCAUCAUCGGCCGCAACAACAACCCCCUCCACAUCCAAAUCUUUCCCUCCCACAACCCUUCAACAAACACUUUCGCGCCGAUCCGCACGCCGCUGCAAUUCUCCCUCCUCCUCUCCUCGACCCUAGACAUCUUUGAGCUCCGCCACGGCAGUAACAACAAUGCCUCUGGUGGUGGUGCUGCUGCCGCGGCGCCAGGGUCCACGGGGACAGGUCUGUCCGGCGAAGUAGGCCUCCUCCACGCCGUGGACGAGCGGCUGGCCGCGUACGGGUGGGAAACCAACACGGGCGUCAAGAUUGUCGUUGUCGUCGACAUGCGCGGGCGGAGGGUCGCCGGUGGGACACCGGGUGCUGGCGCAGAAACUACUGGUGCUGGCAAGGGCCGCGGCGCCGUUGGGUUGCGGGAGCAGGAGUUGAGGGUCGUGUUUAGGGCUGUGCAGAGCGCGUAUGUGCGGUUGUUGCAGAAUCCGUUUUACGAGCCUGAUGAGCAUUCGCCUGUCAGCGGGCGUGGGGGGCGGGUGAUUAAGAGUCGCAAGUUUGAGGGGGAGGUGAGGAGGAUUGGGGAGGGGUGGACGCCUGGUGUUACGAAUCUCUGA
Molecule: messenger RNA, 627 nt
Organism: Colletotrichum acutatum
Lineage: Eukaryota; Fungi; Ascomycota; Sordariomycetes; Glomerellales; Glomerellaceae
Product: Longin-like domain-containing protein
Exons: 2
Coding region: 1-627 (208 amino acids)
Biological process (GO): endoplasmic reticulum to Golgi vesicle-mediated transport
Cellular component (GO): nucleus; cytoplasm; TRAPP complex
Source: RefSeq, a predicted model, not a curated record